AUGGCGACGCUUAAAUGGACGUGCGUACAGUUGGCCCAGGAGUUGCUUAACGAUGAUGAAAACGACGACGAUGAUAAUGCAAUCGCAACUGCCAUGAUAGUAGACAUAAUGCAAACCUACUCCAGAGAACCCAAAAAGAGAAUAAAAAGCUGUUGUGAGGAUGUGGUCUCAAAGUACUCAGAUUUCGACUUUAAGAGGAUUUUUAGGUUAUCUCGACCUACUUUCGAUACAAUAAAAGGCUUUUUGCAGGAUUGUCACGAACUUGUUGUUGAGGGACAAGGAAGCAGGGAACCAAUAUCUGUUGAAAAACAGUUAUAUGUCACGUUGUGGUACCUUGGUGGAUCAGACAGUAUAAUAAGAAUAGCGGACAGAUUUGGAAUAGCUGAAUCAUCGGUUGUUGUGUGCAGAAACCGGAUUAUUGACACUAUUUUAAAUAAUUUGAAGUCAAAGUUUAUUAACUGGCAACAUGCUGAAAUACUUGAACAAACCAUUGACAAGUUUCAUCAACGAAACGGAUUCCCGGGAGUUAUUGGGGCACUUGAUGGAACUCAUAUUUCUAUAAAAGCACCCACUGAAAAUCCCCAGUCUUAUAUUAAUAGGAAAGGCUAUUAUUCAUUACAGCUACAAGCAGUCUGUGACUCUGAUAUGAAGUUUUUGAACUGUUUCUGUGGAUAUGCAGGAAGCUGUCACGAUGCCCGCGUCUUGCGGAAUUCUGAUUUGUGGAACUAUGGCUUAGAGGUCUGUAACGGAAACCACAUCAUUGCAGACGGAGCAUACCCCUUAAGACGAUGGCUAAUGACGCCUUUCCGUGAUAAUGGACAUCUGUUGCAAGAACAGAAACAUUUACCUGCUUUCUGCCAAUGGGUAGUCAUUGAAAGAGCGUUUGGACUUCUAAAAGGCAGAUUUCGACGCUUACAUCAUCUCGAUGUACUCAGUAUUCAAACAGCAGUUAAAAUUAUCAUGUGCACUUGUAUUUUGCACAAUAUCUGUCUUAUUCAAAAUGAAGAUAUCGAUGACUAUAUGGAACCACCAGAAGUUGAUCAACCGCAAAUAUCUCAACUGUCUGUUCAGGAAAAUGAGACAGAGGGCAUUAUUAAGCGCAACAUACUUUGCAGAAGACUCAGAGGACAUUAGAUACAUGUACCAUACACAAGACAAUCACACAUUUAUUUGUUAAACUGACUUCCCCAAUGAUAUGCAUAUAUAUGUACAUGUAGACUCUGAUGAUCCUGUUUGUGUUGAAGUUUAAUUAUUAAUAAAACAAAUAGAAAA
Molecule: messenger RNA, 1272 nt
Organism: Magallana angulata
Lineage: Eukaryota; Metazoa; Mollusca; Bivalvia; Ostreida; Ostreidae
Product: putative nuclease HARBI1
Exons: 2
Coding region: 1-1134 (377 amino acids)
Source: RefSeq, a predicted model, not a curated record